This is a messenger RNA of Daphnia magna, 1807 nucleotides long. RefSeq names its product histone deacetylase 8-like. Bases 1 to 1209 code for a protein of 402 amino acids. Gene Ontology annotation, molecular function: histone deacetylase activity. Lineage: Eukaryota; Metazoa; Arthropoda; Branchiopoda; Diplostraca; Daphniidae. The transcript has 8 exons. The record is from RefSeq and is a predicted model, not a curated record.
AUGCAAGGUGUUGCAGACAACAUUGUUCGAAUGGCGGCAAUCAAUAGAGAGAACUUGAUUUGUGAGUUGUCCGGUUUGAAAAAUAACAAACAAAUUGUACAGUUUGAUGUAAAACCCAAAAUUGGUUAUGUUUAUUCAUCAUAUUUGAUUCAGCAAUGUAACAGAGUACCAAACCUCACCCAAAGAGCAUCGUUAGUUCAUCAUUUAUUAGAGUCAUAUGGCCUUCUGGAACAUGUUUUAUCAUUAACUUGUGAUAAGGUUAAUGAUGAUGUUAUGAGAGGAUUUCAUUCUUCUGAUUACCUUGAUUUCCUGAAAGGUGAUGUGGAUAUUGAGGAUGAAAGCAGUGAAGAAUUUGGUUUGGGAUAUGACUGUCCUCCACUUGAGAACCUUUAUGAUUUUAUUGCUGUGAUAGCUGGUGGAUCUGUGGCAGGAGCUAAAGCUCUUGUUUCUGGUUCUGUUGAUGUGGCUGUAAAUUUCUGUGGGGGUUGGCACCACGCCCAAAGAGAUGGUGCCUCAGGAUUUUGCUAUGUCAAUGACUGUGUUCUUGCCAUACUAGAAUUAGAAAAAAAAUUCAAACGGGUACUUUACAUUGAUCUGGAUAUUCACCAUGGAGAUGGAGUGGAAAAUGCCUUUGCGUACAGCCGCAAAGUAUUUACGUUGUCGUUGCACAAAUAUGAAGAAGGUUACUUUCCUGGUACAGGUGCAGUCCAAGACGUUGGUUUAGGUCAAGGAAGGAAUUAUUCAUGCAACGUGCCACUCAGAGAUGGAGCUUGUGAUGAAACCUUUAUCCACGUUUUUCAAACUGUACUCCAAGAAGUAAUGGUGCGAUUUCGUCCGGAAGCAAUUGUCUGUCAAUGUGGAGCAGAUGGUCUGGCUAACGAUCCAUUAGGAACGUUUAACUUGACAUCCGACGCAUACGCCCGUUGUACCGCUGUCAUUCAAGGUUAUGGAUUGCCCAGUCUGUACCUUGGCGGGGGCGGUUAUCACAAGGCAAAUGCGUCCCGUUGCUUCACAACAAUUUUGGCGUCCCUAUUAGGCGAAAAACUUUCAACUGAUAUUCCUGAACAUGACUAUUUCGAUUGGUACGGCCCAAGUUUCGAAUUGGACAUAAGCAAAGGCCUUCGGCGGGACGAAAACAGUCCCGAGUACAUCCGCAUCCUUUUACAGCAAGUUUUGGGCAACCUGAAGCUGAUCUCUAGCGAGUCGUGAACGUCUCGGACCAUGAGAAUCCCCCUUAGCCAUUAUUGGAAUUUUUUAGAAGUUUUCCCAUAAUCAGCAUUUUACAUAAGCAUAGCUAGAUGACAAUUGAACGAUGACGCCAACUAUUUUAUAGAUUAGCCACUAUCGAAUAUCUGGUGUCACAAUAUUUAGACAACGUUCCUUACCUUUUCAUAUUUGUUUUAGUUUGCGGAUCUCAAUUUGAUGCAUUUACAGAUGUGUGUUCACUGAAACAAUAAGGGAUUUGACAGACAGCGAUAAUCAAGUGGAAUUGCGUGGAUGUAUUUAAGACCAAGCCUACCUCAUCGUUGACAUAUGAAUCCGAAAAUGGACAUGUGCGUUGGCUAACUGUUGUUGAAAUCAUCCACCUACGCUAUUGUUGCCUAGGACGUUGGAUUUGAUAAAACGUGAAACGAAGAGAGCAAAGGGCGAGGAUUCAGGUCGGUUUUCCCGACUUUCACAUGAGAUCAUCGCCGUACAUGCCAUCGUUUAUAAGUAUUAUUUUUCUUGCUCAGUAGCACCCCCAGAGUAGAUAAAAAGAAACGAAAGUCCAAAACCAAGUAAUAAACAACUAAUCUUUUUCGAUCUA